AUGACUGGCAGGCCACAGGUCGAUGGCGACGGCAUCGAGCCGCCGCCGGCGGGUGAGACCCAAGAGAAGAAGGCGAGCAGGGUCACGGCCGAGAGGUAUGACGAGCAGAUUCCCCACGAACUGCUCGAGACGCUGGCGCCCAAUGGCGAGGGCGACUACGUUCUCGAAAAGAUCAACGCCAUGUCGGAGGAAGAGGCCAUCUCCAUCCUUCGGCAGUCUCUCGAGUUUCACACGGAUGAUUGGAACUUUCCGUCCGACAUGAGGGAGCGUAUGCAGAAGCUCUUGCUCGGUCCCAAGGCCUACGGCGAAUUCUACGACCGGGACCUGCGCGUCGACGCCGUCAUGAUGAGGUGGUCCUCGCCCUACCCCGGCGUUCGUGCCGUCGCCAGUCCGGUCGACGAACCCGACGUUCCCACCGAGACGAUCCGAGCCUACUUCCUCGGCAUCGGUUGGGCCGUGAUAGGAACCUUCAUGUCCACCUUCUUCAACAGUCGCUUCCCAGCCAUCGGCCUCAACGGUUCCGUCAUCCAGAUCCUGCUCUUUCCUUGCGCCAAGGGCCUCGAGAGAAUGCUCCCCGACUGGGGCUUCUCCGUCCGGGGCCGCCGCCAUUCCCUCAACCCCGGCCCUUGGACCUUCAAGGAGCAGAUGUUUGCCACCAUCACGUACAACAUCGCCAUAUACACGACCAACAGCUACGGCAUGAUCCUCGUCCAGAGCUCGCCCGUCUACUACGGCCUCGGCUUCGUCACCUUUGGCUACCAGCUCAUGCUGACGCUCUUCGUCCAGCUCAUGGGCAUGGGCUUUGCCGGCUACCUCCGGCGAUUCUCCGUCUACCCCGUCAAGGCCCUGUGGCCGACGAUCCUGCCGACCAUUGCCAUGAACAGAGCGCUCACCAAGCCCGAGCCGCGGGAGAACAUCAACGGCUGGACCAUCUCGCGAUACAGGUUCUUUUUCGUCUCCGCCUCGGCCAUGUUCGUCUACUACUGGCUUCCCGGCUACCUCUUCACCGCCAUGUCCCAGUUCAACUGGAUGACGUGGAUCGAUCCCGAGAACAUCACGCUCGCCAUCCUCGGGGGGUCCAACCUCGGGCUGGGCCUCGUCAACCCGGUGACGACGUUUGACUGGAACGUGGCCACGUCGUCGUACGCCGCCCUGGCCCAGCCGUUCUUCAGCACCUGCACCAUGUACGUCGGUAGCAUCCUCGGCGGCCUCAUCAUCCUGGCCAUUUACUACUCCAACCAGUACAACACGGCCUACCUGCCCAUCAACUCGUCGUCGGCCUUUGCCAACGACGGGACGCCCUUUGUCGUGCAAAAGGUCGUCGUCGACAACAAGCUCGACCUCGAAAGGUACCAGCGCUACUCGCCGCCCUUUUACUCGGCCGGCUACGUCCUCACCGUCGGCGCCAACUUUGCCUUUUAUCCCGUCUACUUCCUCUACAUCAUGGUCAACCAGUGGAGGACCAUGUCGCAGGCCUUUGUCGACUUCUACCACGGCCUCCGCCACGGCCGGAGCAACUACGAGGGCGCCAUGGACGUGCACAGCCGCGCCAUGUCCCGGUACGAGGAGGUGCCCGAUUGGUGGUUCAUCCUCAUCCUCGUCGGCGCCGUCGUCGUCUCCGUCGUCUUCGUCGAGAUCUACCCCGUCGACACGCCCGUCUGGCUCGUCUUCCUGCUCAUCGCCAUCAACCUCGUCUUCGCCGUGCCCCUGUCGUUCCUGUCGGCGACGACGGGCACGAACCUCGGCCUCGGCUCGCUCAUCCAGAUCAUCACCGGCUACCUGCUGCCCAACAACCCGAACGCCUUCCUCUUCGGCCAGACGCUCGGCUCCUGGGCCCUCGCCGGCUACGGCGACAACUACGUCCAGGACCAGAAGAUGGCCCACUACUGCAAGAUCGCGCCGCGGGCCGUCUUCCGGAGCCAGAUCGGCACCAUCGUCGUCACCUGCUUCGUCGCCGUCGGCGUCCAGAACUUCAUCCUCCACAACGUCGAAGGCCUCUGCACGGCCGACCAGCCGAGCCGCUUCACCUGCGCCGGCGACGGGGCCCCCCUCUACGCGAGCUCGCUCAUGUGGGGGCUCCUCGGCUCCGAUCGCAUGUUCGGCGAGCUCUACCCGCUCUUCAAGUGGUGCUUCCUCAUGGGCGCCGGCAUCGCCGUCGUCUUCCUGCUCGGGCAGGGCCUCGGGCCCAAGCAUCUGCCGGCCGUGCGGGAGCGGCUGCGUCUCCGCCUCAGCCCGGCGCUGUUUUCCCUCCUCGACAGGACGCUCUUCCCCCUCGUCGGCUCCCUGCUGUGGCUCAACCCCGUCCUCGUCAUCCAGGGGAUCCAGCACUGGGCGCCGUCGAACCUCUCGUACAAGACGCCCGGCUUCCUCCUCUCCUUCGUCUUCAUGUACUGGCUGCCGCGCCACCGGCUGGCCUGGUGGGCCAAGUACAACUACACGCUCUCGGCCGCCCUCACGGCCGGGCUGGCCGUCAGCGCCCUCGUCAUGUUCUUCGCCGUCGGCUUUCACCCCCGAAGGCUCACGUGGUGGGGGAACACGGUCAGCGGCGCGGGCGUCGACGGGAAGCAGGUCGGCAUCUACCCGAUUCCCGCACGAGGGUACUUUGGCCCCGAGAAGGGCACGUUCCCGUAG
Molecule: messenger RNA, 2631 nt
Organism: Drechmeria coniospora
Lineage: Eukaryota; Fungi; Ascomycota; Sordariomycetes; Hypocreales; Ophiocordycipitaceae
Product: oligopeptide transporter protein
Exons: 2
Coding region: 1-2631 (876 amino acids)
Biological process (GO): transmembrane transport
Molecular function (GO): oligopeptide transmembrane transporter activity
Source: RefSeq, a predicted model, not a curated record